Messenger RNA from Panicum virgatum (switchgrass), 1636 nucleotides. Its product is annotated as E3 ubiquitin-protein ligase PUB23-like. The transcript has a single exon. The record is from RefSeq and is a predicted model, not a curated record. The coding region runs from base 50 to 1312 and encodes 420 amino acids. Gene Ontology annotation, biological process: protein ubiquitination. NCBI's taxonomy places the organism in Eukaryota, Viridiplantae, Streptophyta, Magnoliopsida, Poales, Poaceae. Gene Ontology annotation, molecular function: ubiquitin protein ligase activity.
GUUCAGUUCCAACUUCCAUUCCAAGUCACGGUGCUGGUGGUGAUAGAUAAUGGAGGAGGACAUGGGUGGCAUGCGUCACCACUUGAUGUGCCCCAUCUCGCUGCAGCCCAUGCAGGACCCCGUCACGGCGCCCACCGGCAUCACCUACGACCGCCGCGCCAUCGAGCGCUGGCUCGCCGCCGGCCACGCCACCUGCCCGGUCACCGGCCAGCCUCUCGCCCUCGCCGACCUCACCCCCAACCACACGCUCCGGAGGCUCAUCCAGUCCUGGCGCCCGAGUUCCAUGCCGGCGGCCGGGGCUAGUAGUAAGCCUGAGGGUGCAGGGCUCCGGCAGGACGACGUCGCCAGGAAGCUGCUGUCCACGGCGUCUUGCCCGCCGGUUGACGUGCUCCGCGAGGCCGCGGAGGUCGCGGCACAGAACGACGUGGCGCGCCGGAACAUGGUGGACGCCGGUGUGCUCCAGCGCGUGCUCCGCCUGGCCGUGUCGCGCGCCAAGAUCAAGAGCUGUCACGACGACAUGGCCACCAUUACGGCGUGCCUGUCUCUCGUCCGUGCCCUUGCCAUCUCCGGGGACGAGCUCCGCCCCCUCGUCGCCGACAACCACGUUCAAGAGCUCGUCGACGCGGUGACGGACGUACUGGUAGCACUCGUGCCCGGCCCCGGCGACUCGGCGAGAGCGAGCGCGGUGCAGCUGCUGGACGCCGUUACGGAGGCGUGCAGCGCGCAGGUCCUGGAGCGCCUGCGGCCGGAGCUCUUCCGCGCCGUCGCGGUGGUGGUGCGCGACCGUCUGUCCCCAAGCGCGACGCGGUCCGCGCUGCGCGCGCUCCUGCACGCGUGCCCCGUGGGCCGGAACCGCGCGCUGAUCGUGGAGGCCGGCGCCGCGCACGAGGCCAUCGAGCUAGAGCUCGACGCGCCGCCGCCGCCGUCCGCGGCGUCCGCGGCGGCUGGCAGGAGGGCGGCGGAGCUGGCCAUGGCGCUGCUGGCGGAGCUGUGCGCGUGCGCGGACGGGCGCGCGGCGGUGGCGGCGCACCCGGCGGGCGUCGCCGUGGUGGCGCGGCGGCUGCUGCGCGUGUCCGCGGCCGCCGACGCCUGCGCGGUGCGCGUGCUGGCGGCCGUGGGCGGCCGGGCGGCGUCCCCGGAGGUCCUGCGUGAGAUGGCGCGCGUCGGCGCCGUGGGGAAGCUCUGCUGCGUGCUGCAGGCGGACUGCGACGCGGGCGUCAAGGAGACGGCCAGGGCCGUGCUGAGGCUGCACUCCGGCGUCUGGAGCGGGUCGCCCUGCGUCAGCGCCUACCUGCUCUCUAGAUACCUCUAGUCGUCGCCAUUAAUGGCUGCGACCGUGGUGCGAGUAUACAGGACAAGUAUCUGCAGCCAAGCACUGCAAUUCUUGCAGUUGCAGAGCAACAAACAUGUUGAUUACUGGUAGUUGCAACUAGCUUGUAGUAGUGAUAUUCAUUGAUUUUGUUGGUUGAUCGAUCAAAACUUUGCUGCCUGAAAAUGGUUGUCCAUCAAUCCGUCACAACGGAAAACAAUCUUUACUUUCUUAGAUAGAAUAGAGGAGUCAUUUUCAUUUUUUUGUGAUACAAUACAAACCUGUAGUGCCAUCAUAUCGGAUUGUACAAAGAUAGAUUUGAGGCCU